AUGAUGAUUAUAUCAGAGAUCUAUCUAUCUAUCUAUCUAUCUAUCUAUCUAUCUAUCUAUCCUCAUAGAACUGAACCAGACAUUAUUUACACCUAUGACUCUUUCUCUCCGUUCUCUCUUGCUAUCUAUCUAUCUAUCUAUCUAUCUAUCUAUCUAUCUAUCUGUCUUCUCAUUAUCUAUCUAUCUAUCUAUCUAUCUGUCUGCUCAUUAUCUAUCUAUCUAUCUGUUACGCAACGGUGGGGGGAGGACGUAAGGGAGAAGGCCGCCAGAACAAAUACUACAACCGCUACAUCUACUCCGACGGGAAAAAACCUCCGUCUCCUCCACCCCUGUUCCUCCUCCCCCUCUUCCUCCCCGCCUCCUCCUCCCCCUCCUCCAAUCCCCUGCCUCUAUCGAUCCCAUUCAUUUCAUAUCUAUCUAUCUAUCUAUCUAUCUAUCUAUCUAUCUAUGUUCAUUAUCUAUCUAUCUAUCUAUCUAUCUAUGUCUGUUCAUUGUCUAUCACAUUCUUUUCAUUGUCUAUCUAUUCUUUCCAUAUCUAUCUAUCUAUCUAUCUAUCUAUCUAUCUAUCUAUCUAUCUAUCUGUUCAUAUCCCCUCUCUCUAUAGCUCUCUACAUCUCGCUCUUUUGUUUCUCUCUUUUCUCUCUCUCUCCCUCUUUUCUCUCUCUAUAUAUCGCUCUAUCUUCUUUUCUCUCUAUUAAUCACGUUCCUCUUAACAGAUGA
Molecule: messenger RNA, 720 nt
Organism: Acanthosepion pharaonis
Lineage: Eukaryota; Metazoa; Mollusca; Cephalopoda; Sepiida; Sepiidae
Source: the annotation of a GenBank genome assembly